Drosophila innubila is the source of this 2331-nucleotide messenger RNA. RefSeq names its product cysteine protease ATG4B (gene Atg4a). The coding region runs from base 351 to 1547 and encodes 398 amino acids. The transcript is spliced from 5 exons. Lineage: Eukaryota; Metazoa; Arthropoda; Insecta; Diptera; Drosophilidae. Gene Ontology annotation, molecular function: protein-phosphatidylethanolamide deconjugating activity. The record is from RefSeq and is a predicted model, not a curated record.
GGUGUCAUUCCAUCAUAACGCCAACACAGCGACCGCGCAGCUGACGUCGCUGCAAACUCAGAUUUUGUUAUCGUUAUAAUCAGUUCACAAAAAAGAAAAACAGAUUUUACGAACUAAACGAAACUAUUUUGCGAUUAGUUUAGUAAUUAAUUAGCAACAAAAUCACUGCCAGCAACAAAUGCAACUAAUGUGAGCUAAAAGACGCGACCGCAACCCUGGGAACGACAAUAGCCAAAACAAAGGUGACGAGGGCAACAACAAAAAUAAAAAUCACAACGUCAUUUGAAAAGCGUCAUUGUGGUGAGUGUGGGGAGGGGCGCGAGGACUCGGAGUCGCAGUCGUAGUAGUAGAUGCUGGUUAGCCUAUACGCGCAGUUAACACGCAGAAUGGAUAGCGUUUUUGAGGCAUACCUCGGACCCGACAGCAUCUUGGCGGGCGCUGUGGGCGGAGCGGUGGGCGGCGGUGAACCAGAGGAUAUACCAAAGCGCAACACAGAUGUUUGGCUGCUGGGCAAACGCUACAAUGCCAUACAAGGACUGGAUGUCAUACGACGUGAUAUUGAAUCGCGCCUGUGGUGCACAUAUCGUCACAACUUUGUGCCCCUGGGCGAGAUGCAGCUGACCAGCGACAGGGGCUGGGGCUGCAUGCUGCGUUGCGGUCAAAUGGUGCUUGCCCAGGCACUGAUCGAUCUGCAUUUGGGUCGCGAUUGGUUCUGGACACGAGACUGCCGGGAUGCCACCUACCUGAAGAUAGUCAAUAGAUUCGAGGAUACACGUAAAAGCUACUACUCCAUACAUCAGAUCGCUCUAAUGGGCGAGUCGCAAAACAAAGCCGUUGGCGAGUGGCUGGGACCAAAUACUGUGGCCCAAAUACUCAAAAUUCUUGUGCGCUUUGAUGACUGGAGCUCUCUCGUAGUUCACGUGGCCAUGGACAGCACUGUGGUGCUGGACGAUAUAUUCCUUCGGUGCCAGGAGCCUGGUGAGACGUGGAAGCCCUUGCUGCUCAUUGUGCCGCUGCGUUUGGGCAUUAGUGACAUUAAUCCCAUGUAUAUCCCUGCAUUGAAGCGUUGCCUGGAGCUAAAUAGCAGCUGUGGCAUGAUUGGCGGUCGUCCGAAUCAGGCGCUCUACUUUCUGGGCUAUGUGGAUGACGAGGUCUUGUACUUGGAUCCACAUACAUCACAAAGAGCUGGCGCCGUGGGACAGAAAGAAUCGUCAGCGGAACGGGAACUAGACGAGAGCUACCAUCAAAGAUAUGCGGCCAGGUUGAGUUUCAGUGCGAUGGAUCCUUCCUUGGCUGUGUGCUUCCUCUGCAAGACACGCGACAGUUUCGAUGAGUUGCUCCAACAGUUGCGCCAGGAGGUGCUCAGUCUGUGCACGCCCGCGCUCUUUGAGAUUAGUCAGUCCCGCGCCGUCGAUUGGGACACAGCAGAUGAUAUUGAAUGGCCAGCCAUGCCCGACAUUGAUUGGCCCGCCAGCAGCGACUCUGAGCCAUUUGCCAUACUGGGCAAGAGCAGCGACGUCGACAGUAAACCCAGUGCGCCCAUCUGAGAGAGAGGUCGCUCACGGCGACUGCGCUGUGCAUUACGUACAUGGAACCCGUACGAAACUGAAACUGGAGCAGUUGUCAUGCAUCCCAAGCGGAUGCUGCGAUUACAGAAGGGCUAAUAAACAAUAAGCGAAAACUAGACUUAAAUUUUACAUUGUUUACGAUUGAAACCACACACACAUGCACAUAGUUACAUGCAUAACGUUCAUUUAUUUGAAGAUUGUCAUAACUCAAAAAAUACAAUUUUAAUAUUAUUGCAGAAGGCAAUAAAAGUUUUCAGCUUCAUUAAUUUUUAUUUUAAAGCACUAAUAUUUUUCAAUAUAAAUAUUUCUGUAUUAACAAGGUUUUUUCAUUAACUACAUUCUUCAAAUAACUGAGCGCUAUACAUUUAUGCAAAUACACACACACUCAUAUAUAUGUAUAUUUAAUAUUCUGCUUUAUUGUACGAUAUAUUGACUCCAUGGGAGACAAUUUGGCAUAAACUCACACAUACACUUACACAAACGCAAUGUUUAUGCAUUCAAUAAUGCUGAUGAAUACAAACUACCUUAAUAAUUGAUUAAAACACCAUUUUUUCUAGAUAUAUUAUAUAUACGGAAGUUGUUUAAGAUUAAUCCGAAAUAUGCUUUUCUUUCAUUUGUUUUAUAAGUUGUUUGUAUGUAUUCGAAUUUGUUGUAGUAAGUAUAUGAAUGUAUGUUAUUCGUUUAUAUUUCGGGUGUGUAUAUAUUAUAAAUAUGUAUGCUCAAAAUAUGGAUCAACAACUAAAUACAUAAUACUUGGACUAAA